This is a messenger RNA of Emericellopsis cladophorae, 573 nucleotides long. RefSeq lists its product as uncharacterized. The record is from RefSeq and is a predicted model, not a curated record. Lineage: Eukaryota; Fungi; Ascomycota; Sordariomycetes; Hypocreales; Bionectriaceae. The transcript has a single exon. The coding region runs from base 1 to 573 and encodes 190 amino acids.
AUGCGCUUCACCACGGGAAUCGCCGCUGUCGCUGCCGCCGCUGGCGCGCAUGCUCAGAUUGAGGGCACCACCACCAUGACCUCGACCACCACCAUGACCAGGACCAUCACCCAGUGCAACCCUACCGCCACUGACUGCCCUCUGUGGCACACGACCUCGAGCGUGGUCGCUGAGACCACCUCCGUCGUUCCCGAGACUACCACCUCGACUCCCGAGCCCGAGCCCGUGCCCGAGCCCGAGCCUGAGCCCGAGACCACGAUGGAGACCCCCAUCAUCGAGACCACCAUUGCCGUCGUCAGCGUCAACACCCCUGCACCCAGCACCAGCAGCAGCUCCAAGACUACCAUGGUCUGGUCCGUCUCGCACAACUCGACCUCCCACGGCCCUACAGAGUACCCCGGCGCCACCAGCAGCGGCGUCCUGCCCACUGACGUCCCCGAGGGUCCCUCGGACACUGCCUCCGCUCCUUCGACCCUGCCCACCGACGACACCCCCGGCGCCGGUGUUACCUCUGUUGCCCAGACUGGCUUCAUGGCCAUGGCUUUUGCCGCUGUCGUUGCCGCCAUCUUCUAA